Sinocyclocheilus grahami is the source of this 1145-nucleotide messenger RNA. Its product is annotated as protocadherin gamma-A4-like. NCBI's taxonomy places the organism in Eukaryota, Metazoa, Chordata, Actinopteri, Cypriniformes, Cyprinidae. Gene Ontology annotation, molecular function: calcium ion binding. The record is from RefSeq and is a predicted model, not a curated record. The transcript has a single exon. Bases 75 to 1145 code for a protein of 356 amino acids. Gene Ontology annotation, biological process: homophilic cell-cell adhesion. Gene Ontology annotation, cellular component: plasma membrane.
GUCUGAGGACAAUAUAUAUCUUAGUAAUAGGCCUAUGAAAUUGUCUUUAAGAAUCUCCUUCACGUUUACUUAGAAUGGAAUGCACUGCAGCAUAUGCGUCGCGGCGAUCGGUGUGGAAAGCCAUUGUCCUUUAUUCGUUCGCCGUUUCAUUAUGCUUGGGAGAUAUUCGUUAUUCCUUUCCAGAAGAAAUGAAGCGAGGGUCAGUGGUCGGCAAACUUGCGCAGGAUUUAGGAGUCGAUAGGAAUACAUUUUCAUCACGGGAGCCAAGGAUUGAGUUUGAUGGAAAAAAACGCUACUGUGAAAUCAACGCGCAGAAUGGGGCAUUGGUUAUAAAUGAAAGGAUUGACCGAGAAGAGCUCUGCGGACAAAAGCCUUUGUGCACAUUAUCUUUUGAUCUCUUCAUGGAAAACCCGCUUGAACUACACCGUAUAACUCUGGAGAUUCAAGACAUAAACGACAACAACCCGGCCUUCCCCCACAGUGAGGUAAAAUUAGAUAUCCCAGAGUCCGCAGAUAAAGGGUCUCGGUUUUCCAUAGACGAGGCUGCGGACCCGGACAGCGGAAUACAUUCAGUACAAGGUUACAGACUCUCAAAUAACCCGCAUUUCAGUUUAGCUGUACAGACUAGUGCUGAAACUGGGAAAUAUGCAGAAAUAGUGUUGGAACAUGAACUGGACCGUGAAAAACAAGACAAGCAUUCUCUUAUUUUGACAGCUUAUGACGGGGGCAAUCCUCAGAAAUCAGGCACUGUAGUUAUACAAAUCCGCGUUUUGGAUAUUAAUGAUAAUAAACCAGUUUUUUCUCAGCCAGUCUAUAAGGUGAGUGUCCCUGAAAACCUUCUGGUAGACUCAGUUGUGGUUACCGUGAGUGCCAGUGAUGCUGAUGAAGGAGCAAACGGAGAUGUUACUUAUGAAUUUAGUCAUAUGCCAGUGAAUGCAAAACCCAUUUUUUCAAUAGACCCAGCAUCGGGUGAUAUAACAAUUAAAGGGUCAUUAGACUUUGAAGACAGUCCUUCGUUUGAGAUUCGAGUUAAAGCAAAAGACGGAGCUGGUCUAGCAGCCACUUCUAAAGUAGUGGUAGACAUCAGUGAUGUCAAUGAUAAUGCUCCCUUUAUCGUGAUUAAAUCUCUUAAAACGCCGCGGUAG